Molecule: messenger RNA, 1161 nt
Organism: Alternaria postmessia
Lineage: Eukaryota; Fungi; Ascomycota; Dothideomycetes; Pleosporales; Pleosporaceae
Exons: 1
Source: RefSeq, a predicted model, not a curated record
AGUUUCAACUGUGGGCCAGAAUACUUCAUGAAACCAGAAGUUCUGCAAGACGUGACAGGAAGAUAUGGCCCUGUCGAUGUUGUGUCCGUUCGACAUAGCGACUUCUCUUACGACAAUCAAGCGGAGAUUGGAGCGAGGUUUACACUGUCCUCCGAAGGCAGACUAUACAUCAAGAAAGAUGUUCCCUUCAUCCUUUUCAAAGUGGAGCCUGGCUAUGGCAUUGGCUGGCUGGGUCGCAGCGCGAGUAGUCGCGGCUUAAGAGGCAUGCAUCGGAUUCCAGAGUCGGACUAUCCAAAGUAUAUGGGGGUAGCCACUCAGGGUGAUCUAGCCGGACCUGCUGGGAAUGACAGUCCACAUGACCAGCUUCAAGUGGUACCAGUGGUUGGAUCUGAACGCCUUUAUCCCACGACCCAUAUCCUCGUUAGUGAGUUGGUAAAGGUUCCUAUACCACGGAUCCAUAAGCACUGGGGACGACUUGGCUUCGACAGUUACUACCGAUUAGUAUGCCUGAUGAACUUUCUCACGGCAGGACCUUUGUCACUGAAUGCAAGCCCAGACUCGAUCCCGAAGGAUAUUGGCUUGGACAUUGAUGCACUGAGGACAUUACGGAGUGCGAAUGACUGUUUGGUGGGAGAUUGGGCAGAACGACUUGCAGCUUACGCUGACAGCCAUCCACUGAAUUCAGCAAGCACACAAUCACGCGUCGAUAGUCCACAAGCGCAAGCUCGACCGCAACAAGCAAGAGCUAGACCACAGCUUCAAGCGCCGUCAAAAGAGUUCCGUCCACCUCCUGCUGUGCGCUCGGUUCCGGGAAAUCAAGAGAGUAAGAACUCGUCGCCAAUGCCAGGUCCGAAUCGAGCUACAAACAAAGUUGGCCAACCUCCGGCAACUCCAAAUACCUCAAGUCACCGUGCAACCCAAGCUCCUAAAGCGCCGGGAGCAACUGCUCGAGACGAAGCUCAAUCGGAUCCGCAAGCGGACAUUCGCCAAGCUCACGUUGUUGACGCAAGCGCGAAGGGUGGUGUAGCUAGUGCAAUAGGAUCGACACGUGACAUCGAUGCAGGUGUGUACAAUGCGUCGGUGCACAACGAACAGCACAACCUGUUCAGGGUAGAAAGCGGGGAGAGCAGUGGAUCUGAAGAAGGGGAGAUCCUUGAAUAG